AUGCGCCCUCCAGACCAGAGUAACAACUAUCAUGAUUAUCCAAAUCAAAGAAAACUCCCCAACGGAUCUACAGAUGUCAAAGGAAAUGGCUCACUGAAUGAUGUCGUCCAGAGAAUGGGAAAUCGCGGCUGGUCCGCCUUGAAGCAUGAGCAUUUACCUCUCUUGACAACAAUCUCUACGGACCGACUUCCUUUGGUAGGAGAUUCAGCAGUCUCAACCCCCAGUGCGAUACAACUCUCAACCUCCGGUCUACCAUUCACAGAAAAAUACGGUCGUUGCCAGCAAAUAGUCCAUUACGGGGCAAACAGCACAACCCGCCUCCACGAGUCAAGGGGCCAACAGCUCCUCGCAAUCAAAGUAUACCGACGCAACAUCUUGAAAAAGUCAUCCCCAUCUACCUCCCCAUCUCAUUUGACCACCCGUCUCUCCCCAGCUAGCGCGACCAUUCAUCCUCAACAUCCCAAUAUCCUCGAAGUCCUCGACCUCCUCCACAAUGAACGCUCCGAACUGUGCCUUGUUAUGCCAUACUGCGCCGGUGGGGAUCUACAUACCCUGAUAUCUCGAAAUGGAUUACUUCCAGCGCAUGAAGCUGACUGCAUCAUAAAACAAAUCCUGCGUGCCCUCUGCUUCCUCCACGAGCACGAAACAGCACACCGUGAUAUCCGCCUAGAAACCGUUCUUCUGACAUCAAGUGGAGGAGUCAAGCUGGCUGGCUUUGGUGAUGGACACGUUCGGCGAAUGUGGGAAGAGUGUGCAACUCCAGCAGAAUAUGAGGAAGAAAUACCACCUCCACCACAACAGCAACAUCAUCAUGCGAUUUGGUCCUUCUCCUUGCCGUGGCCGCUAUCUUCACUUACCCGCCAGAAUCCAUUUGCCUCUUCAAUCCGCAAUACUGCUCAAUCUAUGACCGUAAACCCAUCAACUGCCUCCUUCGCCGGUAUGAGCCUCCCAUAUACCCCACCAGAGGCAUUUGAGCAUCAUUCUCAUUCCUACUCCCACAAUGACAAUGAGGAGGAAACUGACCCCCGUCCGGCGGAUGUUUGGGCUACUGCCAUCGUCUACAUGACUCUCAUAACCGGACGAUUGCUUUGGCGCAGUGCUCGACCACAUCGCGAAGAUGGGCGGUACUUGGAGUACUUGCGUAGCCGUCGUGGAGAGGAUGGGUAUGCGCCAAUUGAGUCGCUUGGACAGGUACGUAUCACCCAGUGGACGUUCCUCUAG
Penicillium arizonense is the source of this 1221-nucleotide messenger RNA. RefSeq lists its product as uncharacterized. NCBI's taxonomy places the organism in Eukaryota, Fungi, Ascomycota, Eurotiomycetes, Eurotiales, Aspergillaceae. Gene Ontology annotation, molecular function: ATP binding; protein serine/threonine kinase activity. Bases 1 to 1221 code for a protein of 406 amino acids. The record is from RefSeq and is a predicted model, not a curated record. The transcript has a single exon. Gene Ontology annotation, biological process: intracellular signal transduction; protein phosphorylation; intracellular monoatomic cation homeostasis.